CUACAACACAAAUGUCUACAAGAAAGAGGAAAGCCAAAGCUCAAUAUUUUGAUGAGAAGAAGAGGAACAAGAAGAACCGCUCUUUUGAAGAAGCUAAGGAGCCUUCAAAAGGACUUAUAGAGCCAAACCCUGCUGAGGAGCAGAAAUAUCCACAAGAUUUCUGAUCAAGUACUGUUCAUAUCUGCUCUUGGAAUGUGAAUGGGUUGAAAGCAAUCAUCGGUAGAAAUGAUCUCCAGAGCUUUAUUAAGGAAUACUCUCCAGAUGUACUUUGUCUCACUGAGACAAAGCUGUCGGAGGAAAGUAUCAAGAAGCUAAAGAUUAGGCACCAUAUUCCAUUGGAAUAUGAUUGCUAUUGGAAUUUCUCCAAGAAGAGAAAGGGAUACUCUGGCUCAGCAAUCUUAACCAAAGUUAAACCUCUGAAUGUUAUCUACGACCUUGGGAUUCCAAAUCACGACCAAGAAGGCAGGACUUUAACAUGUGAAUUUGAGAAAUUCUACGUGGUUACUACAUAUGUUCCAAAUUCUGGGAUAAAUAAGCUAGAGAGGUUCGAUUAUAGAGUGAAAGAAUGGGACCCUGAUUUUCAAGAUUUCAUUAAGAAUUUAGAAAAAAAUGGAAAACCUGUAGUUUUAGGAGGAGAUAUGAAUGUUGGUCAUCAAGAAAUAGAUGUCCAUAAUCCUAAAGGACAGAGUAAAAGUGCUGGGUUUACCCCACAAGAGAGGGAUAAUUUUACGAAAUUACUUGAUAGAGGAUUUAUAGAUACCUUUAGAUAUCUCCAUCCGAAAGUUCAACAGUUUACUUUUUGGUCCACAAUAACAGGAGCAAGAAAGACAGGAAAAGGAGGAAGACUAGAUUACUUUGUGAUAUCAAAGAGCUUAAUAGAGAAUUUAGAGAAAGCUGAGAUCUUGCAUAAGGUUAUGGGAAGUGACCAUUGUCCAAUUUCCGUUACUUUUAAUCUUGAGAAAUCUGGCGAAGAAGUAAAAUCAAAGGAGGAAGAGAAAUCUGCAGAUGAAUCAAAAUCCGAUAAACCAGAGAAAUCAUUAUGAAAAUUAUUACCAAUUGAGUUCAAAAAGCCAGAAGAAAAACCCCACCCCUCAAAAAUUCAACCAUCUAAACAAAUCACCUUUGCUGAGGAUGUUAAAUCAGAGUCUACCAUACCUACACUUGCUAAGCCCGAACUUUCAGAUCAGAAAUAAUCAGAAUUCAAUUUUAAA
Messenger RNA from Moneuplotes crassus, 1211 nucleotides. Lineage: Eukaryota; Ciliophora; Spirotrichea; Euplotida; Euplotidae. The record is from the annotation of a GenBank genome assembly.